Pyrenophora tritici-repentis Pt-1C-BFP is the source of this 690-nucleotide messenger RNA. RefSeq lists its product as uncharacterized. Lineage: Eukaryota; Fungi; Ascomycota; Dothideomycetes; Pleosporales; Pleosporaceae. The record is from RefSeq and is a predicted model, not a curated record.
AUGGUCGUAGAGUUCAUGUUGAGUCGUGUGGUUGCAGAAUAUCUUUGCAUGAAUCCCAGUGUUCGCCUCCAGUGUUUCGGUUUCUGUAUGCGUUCGGAAUUUGGCCUGCUCGACAAACUCCGCAGCAACCCCGUCCCGCCACCUGCCCCGGCCGGCUGGGACGGCGAAAAGGUGGUCUACCCAAACUGGCCUUCCAACAAGACCGUUCAGUCCAGAUCUGUUAAACCUGGAAACUGCACGGAGCGCGAAAUUCCGCUACAUGAGCGACACGGGACGCGCGGAACAAUCCAGAUCACGGGGAUUAUUACCAUUUCCGUAUCUAAGGGCUUCACGGUCGGCAACAGCGUUACCUUCGGUGCCAGGGGAGAGUUGAGCCCGGUACCAACAAUCUUCACAAUCGGCGGGAAUGCUGAAAAGCAAAGGCAAUGGUCGACUGUAGAUACUACUGCCUUUAUUGGUCCUGUACCAGCGAACAAGUACGGCGCCUUCGUCACCAACGCGUGGACGAAUCGAAAGACCGGGCACGUAUUUACGAGUGUCAUUGGCGGUGGUGGUACCUGGGGACCUUAUAUGAUUGACACGCUCGACGAGAAGCAAUAUGGUGAUAUGACAUGGGUUGACGGCCUCAUUUCUAUAUGCGCCAGGACCAAAAUUCCUCCAAAAAGGUGCCUUGGUGGUGAUUUCCUCUAG